Molecule: messenger RNA, 1416 nt
Organism: Chinchilla lanigera (long-tailed chinchilla)
Lineage: Eukaryota; Metazoa; Chordata; Mammalia; Rodentia; Chinchillidae
Gene: Otulin
Product: OTU deubiquitinase with linear linkage specificity
Biological process (GO): protein linear deubiquitination
Molecular function (GO): cysteine-type deubiquitinase activity
Source: RefSeq, a predicted model, not a curated record
CCGUGCUGACGCGCGCGGAAGUGUCCUGUGGACCGCGGAAGCCGCCGGCCGGCGGAGCCUCUGCUGCGGGCAGACGCCCGCAUGAGUCGGGGCACCAUGCCCCAGCCCGGAGCGUGGCCGGGCGCGAGCUGCGCCGAGACGCCGGCGCGGGAAGCCGAGGAGGACAUAUACCGUGCUGCAGAUGAAAUAGAAAAGGAGAAAGAAUUGCUUGUACAUGAAAGAGGGGCAUCAGAAAACAGACUAAGUGUGGCUCCUGAGAUGGACAUAAUGGACUACUGCAAAAAGGAGUGGAGGAGCAAUACCCAGAAAGCCACGUGCAUGAAAAAGGGCUAUGAGGCGGUGUCUCAGAAGUUCACCUCCAUCCGGCGCGUCCGCGGUGAUAAUUACUGCGCGCUGAGGGCCACGCUGUUCCAGGCGAUGAGCCAGCCGGCGGAGCUGCCCCCCUGGCUGCAGGACCCCGACCUCACGCUGUUGCCAGAAAAACUGAUAAGCAGAUACAGCUGGAUCAAACAGUGGAAACUGGGGCUGAAAUUCGACGGGAGGAGUGAGGACCUGGUUGAGAAAAUUAAGGAGUCCCUUGCCCUGCUGAGGAAAAAGUGGGCAGGGCUGGCUGAAAUGAGAACUGCUGAGGAGAGGCAGAUGGCUUGCGACGAGCUGUUCAGAAACGAGGAGGAGGAGUACAGCCUCUACGAAGCUGUAAAGUUUUUGAUGCUGAACAGAGCCAUUGAACUGUAUGAUGACAAAGAGAAGGGAAAGGACGUACCGCUGUUCUCUGUGCUCCUGUUUGCCCGGGACACAUCAAAUGACCCUGGGCAGCUGCUGAGGAACCACCUCAACCCGGUGGGGCACACCGGUGGCCUUGAACAGGUGGAGAUGUUCCUCCUCGCCUAUGCCGUGUGCCACACCAUCCGGGUAUACCGGCUGUCCAAGUACAACACUGAAGAGUUCAUCACGGUCUAUCCCACUGACCCACCCAGGGACUGGCCGGUGGUGACCCUCAUCGCCGAGGACGACCGGCACUACAACAUCCCCGUGAGGGUGUGCGAGGAGACGAGUCUGUGACACACGUCUGGACAGGCUGGCAACGUGGCACAGCCGCCCCACAGCUCCUGGCUGGGCCGCAGGCCCACAAGUCCAUAGGAGCCAUCUGUGAGAUCCCUUGGGCCCUGGGGGCCGCGCUGGACUGGGGUGUUCUGAAGAAUAGCUUUGGACAACAAGCAGUAACUCAGUCUUCGCCCUCCUCUGUGACGUGGCGUGUUUCAGUGGGGGCUCUAGGAAUACUCAUCGGAAGGUGCAAACUGCAUUCCGUCCCCAGAGGCAAUUAGUUUUGUAUCAGAGGAACCUCAUUUUGAAGAGGAAUAUGUUAAUGUCUCAAAUCAAAAGUCUGUCUAAUGGUAAACUGGCUUUUUUAAAAGA